AUGCUUGUUGGAUUCAGGGACACGACCAAGACCCGGCCAGGGAUCCAGAAGAUAUCUGAACUCCAGAGACUCCAACGGAAGCUCCAACAACUUCAACGAGAAGUUAGGGCCCUGGUCAACCUAGGAAACACGCUAAGGAUUUUUAAUGAAGGGCUAGGAUUUAUAUGGUGCUCUAAAUUCAUUCUUGAGGAAUGGGUAUCUACACCACACUCCGUUGCGAAAGGGACUAAUACAAGCGAUGAGCGGAACCUUCAGAGUUUAAUAUGGGUUACCUUAUGGACUUAUGGAGGGCAUAUAGGAGCUCCCGGCCAGGCCGCACAGUCGUUGAAUGGGCACUGCUAUAUCAAGUUGCGUUCCAUGCCAACAGCAGAGAACUCACACCGUCAGGACCUGAUACUGCGCAAAAAAAGACCAACAAUAGUAUGUCAAUUGUGUUUCAAGUUAAGACACCAUUUAUUUCUCUUUUACAACUCUUUUAUGGUACACAAUACUAGGCUAUACUAGUGUCAAAAUUUGUUGUUUAGACAUUCAAUGGGGAGGAUGGUGGGAAGCUCUAAGCUCUUAUCCCUUCAACCUACCUACACCAAAACCGUGUUUCCAUGACCCUUCCUAGCUCCGACAGAAGACCAGAAUAUAAUAAUAUGCUUAUGAACUUGUGGCCA
This is a messenger RNA of Setaria italica (foxtail millet), 662 nucleotides long. RefSeq lists its product as uncharacterized. Lineage: Eukaryota; Viridiplantae; Streptophyta; Magnoliopsida; Poales; Poaceae. The record is from RefSeq and is a predicted model, not a curated record. Bases 1 to 504 code for a protein of 167 amino acids. The transcript is spliced from 6 exons.